UUUCCAAACCAAUGUAUUGCAAUACUUUUUAACUUUUUGUCAUUUUGCCUAGAUAUGAUUAGUGGCGAACAAAUAGAGACAAAUGAACAUAUAAAGCAGUAGAUGUCAGUGAACCGGGAAGGGCGAUAUGGGUAACUCCUUAGCUGUGACAUCAGAGGCAGUAUAAAAGGCUUUUGAGUACAGUGCUGUACGUCAAUAACUCCGGCUUGCGCCUGAGAAGGCUCUCUGUCCACCAUGCGCGAAAUUGUACACCUUCAGAUCGGACAGUGCGGAAACCAGAUUGGCUCCAAGUUCUGGGAGGUGAUCGGUGAUGAACAUGGAAUUAAUGCUGUGGGGAACUACGAGGGUGACAGCAGACUGCAACUGGAGAGGCUCAAUGUCUAUUUCAAUGAGGCACAUGGAGGAAAAUAUGUCCCCCGGGCUUUACUUGUAGACCUGGAGCCAGGAACCAUGGACAGUGUGAGGGGUAGCAGAAUUGGGCAACUCUUCAGGCCUGAUAACUUCAUCCAUGGUAGUUCUGGUGCCGGAAACAACUGGGCUAAAGGGCACUAUACGGAGGGGGCCGAACUGGUGGAAAACGUGAUGGACAGAGUGCGCAAUGAGAGCGAGAGCUGCGACUGCCUCCAGGGCUUCCAGAUCGUGCACUCCCUGGGCGGUGGAACUGGCUCGGGCAUGGGCACGCUCAUCAUUAACAAGAUCCGCGAGGAGUACCCGGACCGCAUCAUGAACAGCUUCAGCAUCAUGCCCUCUCCAAAAGUUUCGGACACCGUGGUGGAACCCUACAAUGCCACCUUGUCCAUCCAUCAGCUCAUAGAGAGCACAGAUGAGACCUACUGCAUCGACAAUGAGGCCCUUUAUGACAUCUGUUUCCGCACACUGAAGCUGACCACUCCCACGUAUGGCGACCUCAACCACCUGGUGUCCCUGACUAUGAGUGGGGUCACCACAUCUCUGCGAUUUCCCGGUCAGCUCAAUGCUGACCUGCGCAAGCUUGCUGUCAACAUGGUGCCCUUCCCACGCCUGCACUUCUUCAUGCCAGGCUUCGCUCCCUUGACAGCCCGUGGCAGUCAGCAGUACCGUGCCCUCACCGUGCCAGAACUCACCCAGCAGAUGUUUGAUGCCCGCAAUAUGAUGACAGCCUGCGAUCCCCGGCACGGGCGCUACUUGACAGUCGCUGGGGUCUUUCGUGGCCGCAUGUCUACUAAGGAAGUAGAUGAGCAAAUGUUAGCCAUACAGCAGAAGAAUAGUGCCUACUUUGUCGACUGGAUUCCACACAACGUAAAGGUGGCUGUGUGUGACAUUCCUCCACGAGGGCUCAAGAUGGCCUCAACGUUUAUUGGCAAUAACACAGCCAUCCAAGAAAUAUUCCGUCGUGUGGGCGAACAGUUCUCCGUCAUGUUCCGGCGCAAGGCUUUCCUACACUGGUACACUGGCGAGGGUAUGGAUGAGAUGGAGUUCACAGAGGCCGAAAGCAAUCUCAAUGACCUGGUGUCUGAGUACCAGCAGUACCAGGAUGCCACUGCAGACCUUGAAUGGGAGCCAGAAGGAGGAGAAGAGUCAGCAUCAUCAGCACCAGUUCAUAGAUCUCAAACAAGGACAGAGGUUAAGACUGAAAUUAUAACUGAGACUAUUACAGAAUGAAGGAGCAGAAAUGUGUAGUACAAUUGUGUUUAAAGGCCAUACUUUGUUGUGUAUGUCCCCACUUCAGCACAGCUGUUGAAAAUUAACAAUGAGGGAAGGACAAUGAGAUCAUUUGUUACCCAGAAAUAUCAAAGGUUCUACCCACAAUUCUCAUUUUGCAGUUGAAAAUAACUUCAGUACUACAAGCUUUGAAAAUUCCUGUUAUUCCAUGAACAAUUAGGUAUGGUGUUUCUCCCCACUUGUCAUGCAAAUACCAUCACUGGAGUCACAGACAAGGUUAAAGUUUGUUGUAUGUGUGUAUAAACACACACACACAUUUUCUGAACCGCUUGUCCCAUAAGGGG
Messenger RNA from Scleropages formosus (Asian bonytongue), 1985 nucleotides. RefSeq names its product tubulin, beta 1 class VI (gene tubb1). The transcript has 4 exons. Lineage: Eukaryota; Metazoa; Chordata; Actinopteri; Osteoglossiformes; Osteoglossidae. The record is from RefSeq and is a predicted model, not a curated record. Gene Ontology annotation, biological process: microtubule-based process. Gene Ontology annotation, cellular component: microtubule. The coding region runs from base 235 to 1641 and encodes 468 amino acids. Gene Ontology annotation, molecular function: structural constituent of cytoskeleton; GTP binding; GTPase activity.